AUGACCGACAAAGAUUAUAGUGAAGGUCUAAAAGAUGAUUUUGAGGAAAAGGUCCUUGAUAUUAAAGAUGAAGGAAUCGAAGAUGAAGAUACAACAAGAGGAGGCGUAGAAGAGGACGGUCAAGAAAUAGAAGAAGGUAUCGUGAAAGAUAGUGUUUAUGAACAAGUUAUUGAGCGCGGAAACGAAGAAUACGAUCCAUCAAAGGAUCCCGAUGCUACCGUGAAGGAUAGGCCUUCUCGAAGUUCGCCGCCUAGUUUACGACCAUCGACCAUGGAAAAAAGAGAAGCCGAAGGACUUUAUGCUGAAGAUGAAUCUGGAUUUGAACCAAGUGCGCAAACAGAAGAAGGUGAUCUUCCGGAUACAGAUGAAACAGAUACUUCAAGAAGAGUAACUUCAUUCGUUUCCGCAUCUCAUCGAUCCAAUAGAACUCCGGAAGCAAAAAGACAAAGUGCAGAAAAAGCUUCUGCUUUACAUGAACAGAUUACUGGUUCACCAUUGGAGAUAAAUCAAG
This is a messenger RNA of Dentiscutata erythropus, 511 nucleotides long. The record is from the annotation of a GenBank genome assembly. Lineage: Eukaryota; Fungi; Glomeromycota; Glomeromycetes; Diversisporales; Gigasporaceae.